Messenger RNA from Capronia coronata CBS 617.96, 1470 nucleotides. RefSeq lists its product as uncharacterized. The record is from RefSeq and is a predicted model, not a curated record. The transcript has a single exon. NCBI's taxonomy places the organism in Eukaryota, Fungi, Ascomycota, Eurotiomycetes, Chaetothyriales, Herpotrichiellaceae. Bases 1 to 1470 code for a protein of 489 amino acids.
AUGGAGACAACGCGCCGUGUUGACAUCACUCCGCUCAAGCCGGUCCUCAGGGCAUAUACCCUAGCAUAUCUCUCAGUCACCGGCCCCAGGCUGUUGGAUUUCCUGAGAACGCUACGAAAGCAAAAGCUGUCGGCGCAAGAGAAGUUGGGCCUCUUGUAUAGCAUCCUCAACACCUCGACCCAGGUCAACCGCUUUCCCACCGCCGCUGCAGUCAUUGUCGGAGGCGCCACUAUCCUGCCUCGUGUUGCUCGCACCCUUCUUCAAUGGCUCUUCUCCUCUACUACUAAGACCAAUUCCAGCCAUCUUAGCGGCCGUAUCAACGCUCGUCUCCACUUCCUCUGUUCGUUUCUCUCGGCCUGGGUGGCUUUUGGUCUCCUCAAUCGGGACGAGGCAUGGGUUCGUAAACGGGCAAAAUCCCGCACCACGGCGACAGUCGACGCCAGCAAUCUUGAAUUGCCGAACCAACAUCAUCUGCCUCCACCGUCGUACCAUCCCCAUUACGCCGGAAAGACCAUUGACUUCACACUGUUUGCUUUCUGUCGAGCUCUGGACGUCGCCGCCAUCACAACUUGGACUCGUACACGUUCCAAGUCAUGGCAUCCGGAACACAAAACUCCAGCUCUGGCAAACCUCAUCCGCAAAACUGCUGAUCCCUGGAUAUUCGCAGCCUCGGCUGCCAUCAUCAUGUGGUCGUGGUUCUACUCUCCGCAUCGUUUGCCUCGGGCGUAUAACCGCUGGAUCUCCAAUGUGGCUGAUAUAGAUGGCCGUCUCAUUCAGGCCCUUCGGCUAGCCCGACAGGGUGAUUUUGUGUAUGGACAAGAUACCGGGCAGGCACCACUUUUAACGGGGCUGUGCCAUGAACUUGGAUUGCCGGAAGAAUACGGGGAUCCCGCGAAAACCGUUCCCAUACCUUGUGAGUUGUACCAUUGUGGCACCGGCAAGAGCUGUGAGGUCCAUGCCAUGUCACGGUUUUGGCGAAGCUGGAAAUUCGCGAUGGAGUUGUAUGUACCGCUUCAGGUGCUUACCCGCCUUCGCUCUCCGAGCACGAAGUCACCGCUGGAAGGCAUCAGAUCUGCAGCGAGAUCAUCAUCGUUCCUGGCCGCAUUUGUCGCCAUGUUUUACUAUGGCGUGUGCCUCGCACGGAAACGCCUUGGACCAAGACUCUUUUCCAACAAGACUGUGUCGCCGCAAAUGUGGGAUUCUGGGUUGUGCGUUUUGGCUGGUUGUCUUGCGUGCGGAUGGUCGAUCCUUCUGGAGAAACCUAGUCGACGACAAGAGAUUGCCUUCUUCGUCGCGCCGAGGGCGAUAGCCACCAUCCUGCCUCGUGUCUAUGACAAGCGAUACGUUCGUCGGGAACAAGCAGUAUUUGCCACCAGCGUGGCCGUGGUUUUGACAACGUUGAAAACAGGCAAUGAUCGUAAUGUGAGAGGUGUACUCGGGAGAGUGCUUGGAGGUAUACUCAAAGAGUGA